AUGCCCCGCCACCUCGCGGGCGGAGAGGAGGGCGGCGCCGCGCGGCCCUGGGGGAGCAGCGGCGCGGUGGCGGGGGCGCGCGGGGGGCGCGCGGGCGGCGGCAUGAAGGAUGUGGAGUCGGGUCGAGGCAGGGUGCUGCUGAACGCGGCGGCCGCCCGGGGCGACGGGCUGUUGCUGCUGGGCACCCGCGCGGCCGCGCCCGGCCUGCGAGAGAACCGGCGGGGCAAGCAGGGGGCCCGGAUGAGCCUGCUGGGGAAGCCGCUGUCCUACUCGAGCGGCCAGAGCUGCCGGCGCAACGCCAAGUACCGGCGCGUGCAGAACUACCUGUACAACGUGCUGGAGCGGCCGCGUGGCUGGGCGUUCGUGUACCACGCGUUCGUUUUUCUCCUUGUCUUUGGUUGCUUGAUUUUGUCAGUGUUUUCUACCAUCCCUGAGCAUACAAAAUUGGCCUCAAGUUGCCUCUUAAUUCUGGAGUUCGUGAUGAUUGUCGUCUUUGGUCUGGAGUUCAUCAUCCGAAUCUGGUCAGCAGGUUGCUGUUGUCGGUAUAGAGGAUGGCAAGGAAGACUGAGGUUUGCCCGAAAGCCCUUCUGUGUUAUAGAUACCAUUGUUCUUAUCGCAUCAAUAGCAGUUGUUUCUGCGAAAACUCAGGGUAACAUUUUUGCCACGUCUGCACUCAGAAGUCUUCGUUUCCUACAGAUCCUGCGCAUGGUGCGCAUGGACCGAAGGGGAGGCACUUGGAAAUUACUAGGUUCCGUGGUUUAUGCUCACAGCAAGGAAUUAAUCACAGCUUGGUACAUAGGAUUUUUGGUUCUUAUAUUUUCAUCUUUCCUUGUCUAUUUGGUGGAAAAGGAUGCCAAUAAAGAGUUUUCUACAUAUGCAGAUGCUCUCUGGUGGGGCACAAUCACAUUGACGACUAUUGGCUAUGGAGACAAAACUCCCCUCACUUGGCUGGGAAGGUUGCUUUCCGCAGGCUUUGCACUCCUGGGCAUUUCUUUCUUUGCACUUCCUGCUGGCAUUCUUGGCUCAGGUUUUGCAUUAAAAGUACAGGAACAACACCGCCAGAAACACUUUGAGAAGAGAAGAAACCCAGCUGCCAACCUCAUUCAGUGCGUUUGGCGCAGUUACGCAGCAGAUGAGAAAUCUGUUUCCAUUGCAACCUGGAAGCCGCACUUGAAGGCUUUGCACACCUGCAGCCCCACCAAGAAAGAACAAGGGGAAACAGCAAGCAGUCAGAAGCUAAGUUUUAAGGAGCGGGUGCGCAUGGCCAGCCCAAGGGGCCAGAGUAUUAAGAGCAGACAAGCCUCCGUAGGUGACAGGAGGUCCCCAAGCACUGACAUCACAGCUGAAGGCAGCCCCACCAAAGUGCAGAAGAGCUGGAGCUUCAACGACCGCACCCGCUUCCGGCCCUCACUGCGCCUCAAAAGUUCUCAGCCUAAGCCAGUGAUAGACGCUGACACAGCGCUUGGCACUGAUGACGUGUAUGAUGAGAAAGGAUGCCAGUGUGAUGUAUCUGUAGAAGACCUCACCCCACCACUUAAAACUGUCAUCCGAGCCAUCAGAAUCAUGAAAUUUCAUGUUGCAAAGCGAAAGUUUAAGGAAACAUUGCGCCCAUAUGAUGUAAAAGAUGUCAUUGAACAAUAUUCUGCUGGUCAUCUGGACAUGCUGUGUAGAAUUAAAAGCCUUCAAACUCGUGUUGAUCAAAUUCUUGGCAAGGGGCAAAUCACAUCAGAUAAGAAGAGCCGGGAGAAAAUCACAGCAGAACAGGAAACCACAGAUGACCUCAGCAUGCUUGGCCGGGUAGUCAAGGUUGAAAAACAGGUCCAGUCCAUUGAGUCCAAGCUGGACUGCCUCCUGGACAUCUACCAGCAGGUCCUCCGCAAGGGCUCCGCCUCUGCCCUCACUUUGGCUUCGUUCCAGAUCCCGCCUUUUGAAUGUGAACAGACAUCGGACUAUCAAAGCCCAGUGGACAGCAAAGACCUGUCCAGUUCUGCCCAGAACAGUGGCUGCUUGACCAGAUCAGCCAGUGCCAACAUCUCACGGGGGCUGCAGUUCAUCCUGACGCCAAACGAGUUCAGCGCUCAGACUUUCUAUGCACUCAGCCCUGCUAUGCACAGUCCAGUGACACAGGUGCCCAUGAGUCAGAGCGACAGCUCCACGGUGGCAGCCAGCAACAUUGCAAACCAAAUAACCACGGCGCCCAAGCCAGUUGCCCCAACAACUUUACAGAUCCCACCUCCUCUCCCAGCCAUCAAGCAUCUGCCCAGGCCAGAGACUUUGCACCCAAACCCCACAGGCUUACAGGAAAGUAUUUCUGAUGCCACCACCUGCCUUGUUUCCUCCAAGGAAAAUAUUCAGGUUGCACAGUCCAACUUGACCAAGGACCGUUCUCUGAGGAAAAGCUUCGACACAGGAGGAGAAACUCUGUUGUCCAUCCUCCCCACAGUGUCCAAGGACCUGGGCAAAUCUCUGUCUGUACAAAAUCUGAUCAGGUCAACAGAGGAACUGAAUUUACAGCUUUCAGGGAGUGAGUCAAGUGGCUCCAGAGGCAGCCAAGAUUUUUACCCCAAAUGGAGGGAAUCCAAAUUGUUCAUAACAGAUGAAGAGGUGUGUGCCGAAGAGACGGAGACAGACACCUUUGAUGGCACACCGCAGCCCGCCAAGGAAGCUGCUUUUCCAACAGACUCUCUAAGGACUGGAAGAUCCCGAUCAUCUCAGAGCAUUUGUAAGGCAGGAGAAAGUUCAGAUGCCCUCAGCUUGCCCCAUGUCAAACUGAAAUAAGUUCUUCGUUUUCUUUCUAAAUAUAGUGGUUCCUUUAGCCAUACAUAUCAUUGCAUGAACUAUUUUGAAAGCCCUUCUAAAAGUUGAAUUUGCAAGACUCAGGAAGAACAUGAAAGGCAGUUUAUAAGCCCGUUAUCUUUUAAUUGCAUGAAAAUGCAUGUUUAGGGAUGGCUGAAAUUUCAAGGUGCAUCGACAUUAACAUUUAGUAAUGUACCUUGAGUUUAAAAUCCUGAGAUAGCAAACAAUGCUAUUGCUAUGAGGUGUGUGAAAAUGUCAAGAUUGGAUCAUUUAGAAGAUUGGACACUAUAUUUUGAAAUGUGGGAGUAAACACCUUUAAAUUUCAGACAUUUCUGCUUUGUGACUAAAUACAAAAUACAUUUUCAAAAUUAGGUCAUAAUGUAUAUUUAAACAUAAUGGCUAUCAACAUCUGCUAACAAUGUAUCAAGUAAACCGGAAUUGGGGAAUAAUAGAAAUGGCUGCUUAUUUCAAGAUAUUUUGGCCAACCCAUUCCCACUCAUUCACUUUAUUAUCAAUGUCAUUUGAAUGUCACGUUGUGUGCUCUUGGUGAUGUAGUGCCGCGGCAAGCAAUUUUGCACAUCAUUUUCAUGUUGUCCUUUAUGGCAAGAAUGUUUUCAGUUAGAAAAUGUGCAAAUGAUGGAAUUCAGGGCCAGUGAGGUAAAUAGACUAUUUGACAUAUUUGACUCUGUGGAAACAUAUUCCCUAAUGGCACAGUCAGUUCUGAAAAUGGUCAACUUGUACACGAAUGAGUGAAAAGAACCAGUGGGACUGGACUGGUUUCUCUGCAGAAUGGUCAGUCAACCUCGGCUCACCGUGCUGCUCCUGUGAAGGGCAAGUGUGAGAAGCAGUCCUCGCUUACCUGGCUUACAGGUAGCACCCUGGGGAAGGGGAUGUUUAAGUGGGACUGGGAGAGGAACCGCUUGGAAAGAAUCAAGAAACAACACCAGGAAGUAGGCAAAGCUCAGAAAACAACUUCCCCCUCAAAGACUGAAGGGGAGAGAAACAAACCAAAACAAAAGAACUAGAUUUUUUUAGAAAAUAAUACUUGCUAGGGAAUUCAACUACCUAAACAUCCCUUAUUCUUAUAUACAGACAGAGAUUUUGCAAAGUAUUUAUUUUUUAAUAUGCCCUGAAUGUCUUUUACUAUUGUGUCAUACAUUUUGCAUAUGAAAGGCUAAAGCUAAACUUCCUUUACUUUUUAUACUAUGGUGAACACUUUCUAUUCUUCCCAAGAAAGUUGUGAGUCUGAAAUUACUGGUUCAGUUUCCUAGUACAAAUGUUGAUAAUUAAAAGCCAAAUGGUAUUGGCAAGAUCUACAAAUCAAAACAUUUACUAUAUCAUGGCUGCAGAAAGACCAAGGGAAAAUGAAAAAUCUAUUGAUCAGAAACAAGCAACACUGGCUGCUUGUUGGGUGUCAGCCUCGCUACCUCAGACUGUUAGAAUUUGGGCCAUAUUAGUGGCUUGAACACGGCAAGGAGAGGAGAGAUAGCAUUUCAACUGAGCUAAACCCCAGCCACAGAAGAGCUCAAGAAAAGAAGAGCUCUUUCUGGGGAAAGCAUUAGUGUUGCCACCAGAAAAAUAUCAAAUAUCUCCAGCAGCCAGGGAGAAGAAGCAGACCUAUUAGCAGGCUGCUCAAAGGAAAGAGGCCCUGAAGUCCACAGCCCAUCCCAGCUUUCUCCCUGCUAGAUGUGCUCAGUCACUCUUUUGCUUCACAAUUUCACUAGGCCUUAACCAGCUUCCAUCCCCGCGUAAACCAAUUAAUUCUCCUCUACCUAAAACAUGCUUCUCGGCCUUCUAAAAUGUUUGUUCCUUUUGCUAAACUCCAAUUUUAAAAGCUUCCACUUCCUAUCUCCCUUGGAUUCUAACACACUCCCCUGGUGUGUAUCAUUCAGAAUCUUCUUGACUGCUGGAAACACUCCAGCUAAAAAGAAUUUGCUAAGCUUUUAAUUGUUUUCAUUUUCCAAACACAGAAGGUUAGUCAGUUUUUAAAUGCAAUUUUUCAUCUCCCAUGUUUCUACUCAACGUGAAAUUCUGAUACACCCUCCCAAGGACAUUGCUCACAUAAACACACCCACACACACACAUGCACAUGCGUGCGCACACCCACACACACGCACAUACACUAACCCAAAGCCAGACACCUGCCCCACACUGGGCAAGUCUCUCCAAAUAUUAGCCAAGAAAGAGGAAGGAGCCAGCAACUUUCAGGGAGCACUGAUUCUUGGACAUACUCUGUCUUGGGUCAAAGCCCACUGGCAGCAGAAAUUCUGAAUGUAUCAGGGACCCCCUCUGAGGCCUCAUUAGACCUUGAGCAGGGUAGUUCUUCCAGCAUUGCUGGAGACUGCAGAUUCAGAAAUAAAACUCCCACCAUCGCUGAGGUCUUAGUCAUAGCAAAAUGUGAUAAGCCAUGUUGUGAAAAACUUGUAUCUAUUGAAGCCAUGACCAUUUUGUCUGUCUCACUCUAGCACAAAAAACUCUCGGGUGGUAAAAGAUGGUGAGAAAACUGCAAAGUUCUGUAUGCGUCACUCAGUAUGGAAACGAAAAGGGUGUCCCAUUUACACUUAGCAAAGUCCCAUUGGUCGAUCCAAAUGGUGUCUUGAAGCACAACUUAGCUGAGCACUGAGUAGCCACCUGCUUUCUCAGUUCAAGUUUGUCUGGAUCCUUCAACACGUAGGGGAGGAUCAAGUGAAUACUUACUUAAUUGCAAAUACCCCUUGUAUGAGGCUCCCUGAAAAUUUUGCUAUUCUGAUGUAAUGUUUGCAUUUUGUUUGACUAAAUUAAUAUCUCUGGAUUGCAAGUUUUGUUUAAAGUAAGACAUUUUACUGAGAUUUUAAAUCUCUAUCUCUUGUUCUAAGGUGCCUUUAUCACCUCCCUAUUCUGCAAGUUCUCAAUUUGAAAAGUCAAACAAGCUUAAUAGAGAAGAGGAAAUCAGGCACAAAGUGACUAUGUCUCAUGCCCAUUUGCAAAGCAAAACCAUAAACAAUGAAGAAAACUGGGCAAUGAAAUAAAUGGAUCAUUGCGUUUAAACAGAUUAAGGAAAUAUCGUGAAUAUGUUAUCCCCCCAGAAGCUGAUUUUUUUUUGCCUUAAAUAACCUGGUUGUGUUUAUGUAACAGCAACUUAAUUUAAUAUAAUUAUGUGCAUUUAAGUGAGCAGUUCUAAAAAUCAUGUACAACAAUGCAAUCGUCUGUUUCCUGAAAACAAAUAAAUCAGGAAUAUCAUAUCCAUUUCAAGCUACCAUGUAAUUUCAUUUGCUCUCUUUUUCUGGGAUUAUUUGCUUUAAAGUAAAACAUUAAAAAGAUGUCUAUAAAACA
Molecule: messenger RNA, 6108 nt
Organism: Heterocephalus glaber (naked mole-rat)
Lineage: Eukaryota; Metazoa; Chordata; Mammalia; Rodentia; Bathyergidae
Gene: Kcnq5
Product: potassium voltage-gated channel subfamily Q member 5
Biological process (GO): potassium ion transmembrane transport
Cellular component (GO): membrane; voltage-gated potassium channel complex
Molecular function (GO): voltage-gated potassium channel activity
Source: RefSeq, a predicted model, not a curated record